This is a messenger RNA of Nymphaea colorata (pocket water lily), 1318 nucleotides long. RefSeq lists its product as uncharacterized. The transcript has 6 exons. NCBI's taxonomy places the organism in Eukaryota, Viridiplantae, Streptophyta, Magnoliopsida, Nymphaeales, Nymphaeaceae. The record is from RefSeq and is a predicted model, not a curated record. Bases 374 to 1054 code for a protein of 226 amino acids.
AUGCAGUCGAUGCACCGUCUCAAGAUAAUGUUUAAUGUCGAUUUGUGGACGAAGACUUCAGGACACGCGAAGGAUGUGGAUUGUGAUUACCAAACAUCUAUUUCAUAUUAGUCAUCUGUACAAAGAUCCACCAAUUGUGUGCUGAACUAAGUCAGCAUAAUUAUCAUCGCAUUUAUUUCUCCAUAAACUUUUGGAUUCACAAAGAAACUUAUCUCAAUAGCAUUCAAAUCUAGGAGACGGGUACUUGUUAACACCGCCAAAUUUGCUUGUUCUUAGUUCGCUUUUGGUUGGUACCCAGCUUGCGAUUAGAGGAGGAGAGAGAGAGAGGCGCAGGGUGAAGGCGAACGGGAAGCGUAGAGAGGGAGCGGGGUUGAUGGAAUCUCAACCAUUCGCCUUGCGGAACAAGUACUGGGUGCUGAGGCACGGCCGAAGCGUCCCCAACGAGAGAGGUCUCAUUGUCUCUUCUCUGACUCAUGGUAAGCUACCGGAAUAUGGGCUCGCACCUGAAGGAGUUCAACAAGCUAAAGCUGCUGGGGAGUCAUUCCUUAUGGAAUUGAAGACCAACAAUAUAGCACUUGAAAAUGUUCGCAUAUGCUAUUCUCCAUUUGCAAGAACACGUGAAACAGCCGAAGUUGUGGCUAGUGUACUAAACAUUCCUUUUGGAAGUCAACUAUGUAAGGAAAUGGAAGAUCUUCGAGAGCGUUUCUUUGGUCCGACUUUCGAGCUUCUGUCCCAUGAAAAAUAUUCAGAGAUUUGGGCCCUUGAUGAAGUGGAUCCAUUCAUGGCACCUGAAGGUGGUGAAAGUGUUGCAGAUGUUUCUGCAAGACUUGCAAAAGCAUUAGCAACUAUGGAAGCAGAAUUUCAUGGGUUUGCAGUUUUGGUGGUUAGCCAUGGUGAUCCACUCCAGAUCCUACAAACAAUUUUACAGGCAUCAACUCAAAACGAGUAUGCCAGUGAUUUGGUUUCAAGAAUAAGGGGAGUUAUUGUUCCAAAUAUCUUGUCACAACACCGAAAGCAUGCGUUACUCACUGGAGAACUUCGACGAGUAGCUUGAUUUAAUUCAAAUGGGGCAGAGAACUUGGAAAUCCAUCUAUUCUAUUUAAUGAAUCGGGGAAAAGUUAGAUUGAAUAGGCAUUGCUACCAAGCAUCAUACUGUGCCUUCUGCAACUUCAACAGUGCCGACAACAAAUUCUUGAAUGAUGAGUUGGUAAACCUAAGAACGCCAAUAAACGUCUGGAAUGUAUUCAUUACAACAAUUUCUGUUAGUAACGUGAUGGCUCGUUUGGUUUGAAAAGACCUUUCUUGUCAGUAAACUUAA